AUGGGCCGCUCCAACGAUACCCCGACAGGGGGCUUUGAGCCGCCUGCCGGGUACUCGAUGGCACACCUUGUACAUGACUUGCCGAUGGAUGGAAAAGAAUUGUGGGUCAUCCGUCUGCCGGAUGGCAUCGAUACCCAACAGCUGGACGGUGUGACUAUGCCGCUGAGCAUGCUAGAGCAAGAAGCGCCUGGUACCCUGGCCUCUAUUACGGUCUCCGACGAUGCUAUGUACGAUGUUCAUGUCGCAGCACAGACCACGUCCGAACGUGCGGCUUCUGGUUCGUCGCAGCUGAUUGAUAUGGCUGGGCCGUCACCCGGCGGCGUUUUUUUGGAUCCCUCGUUCCUGAGCACAUCGAAGAGUGCUGGUGUCGCCUCGGAAAUGAUUGGGAUCACGGCACUGGUACCACAAGACGAUGGAUCGCUCUCUAUGAUGCCCAUUACUCGCCGGCUAUUUUUGGCACGGCAGGCCCCGCCAUCCAAGCGUCGCACAGAGAUCUCCACGGCGCCGCCUCCGAAACAUACCCAGCCAUGGGAUCGUUUGAAAGGUUCCUUCCGUCCUACAGGCUCGAUUCGCCCAUCCUCUUCCUCCUCCUCCUCCUCUCAAGCUAUGGCUGUGGACGAGGCUGACACCACGGCAUCGCAUAGCAAAAAGAAGAGCAGCAAGUCUUCGAAGGAUACCGACAAAGCCGAGAAGAAGCGCAAGAAGCAUACGAAUGAUGAACCAGCCAAGAAAAAACAGAAACAGUAG
Molecule: messenger RNA, 747 nt
Organism: Malassezia pachydermatis
Lineage: Eukaryota; Fungi; Basidiomycota; Malasseziomycetes; Malasseziales; Malasseziaceae
Exons: 1
Coding region: 1-747 (248 amino acids)
Source: RefSeq, a predicted model, not a curated record